AUGGCGUCGUCAUCGUCCUCAAAUAAAACGCCAAUGAUCAAUAAACAUAAAAAUAAUUAUUUUUUUUAUGGCACUCAUCCAUUAAAAGUACCCAAUACACUUGUUCAUGCUAAUUCAACAACAAGUUUAUCUACAUCAAGUACAGGUGGUCAAAAUCUGAAUCAUUUAUCACUUGAUAUACCAAAUAGUAAUCAUAAUAAUUUUCGUCAUGGAUAUUCAUCAACAACAGAUCUAACAACAACAAAAUCAUUACAUAAUCUAGCAGAAUCUCGCAAAGACGAUGACGAUAAUAAUGAGGUAAUACAACAAAAAAAAAAGAAACAAAAAAAAAAAAACUAA
Molecule: messenger RNA, 339 nt
Organism: Rotaria sp. Silwood1
Lineage: Eukaryota; Metazoa; Rotifera; Eurotatoria; Philodinida; Philodinidae
Source: the annotation of a GenBank genome assembly